Molecule: messenger RNA, 2440 nt
Organism: Dicrocoelium dendriticum
Lineage: Eukaryota; Metazoa; Platyhelminthes; Trematoda; Plagiorchiida; Dicrocoeliidae
Source: the annotation of a GenBank genome assembly
UUUGCCCUGACCUUGGAUGAGCUUUUCUUUUUGUCGUUCUGCGUUCCGUUUCCGCUGUUUAUUCGGAUUAAAUCUUCAACUUCUUCAAGAAUACACGCGGACAAUGCCACAACCGUCUAUCCGCUCUUUUUUCGCUGCUAAACCUGAGCCCAAUACCUUUGAUGACGGUGAAAACCCGGUUGAAGAAGUAAUUCGCACUCCACAAUCAAAUAACAGGAGAAGGAUUAUACUAGAAAGCGAUGAAUCAUCUUGCGACGACCAAACUGACGCCAUUACUAAGUCAGUUUCCACUCUUCAGUCCGUCAAACCAGAGGCUUACAGCAAGUCACCACGCUCGCCUGUCCCAAAGCUUCCCAGAGUGGACGCGAAUACAUUGAAUGUGAGUUGUUUGCUGACCUCUCCGAAGGUGGACAACAAUCAGAAAACCACUUUGUCUAUAUGUACAAGUACGAAGCCAGGUGUCUACACUUCAAGACUUUCUGACACUUCAGUAUCCGCCACACUCUCUGACGAAGAUUCUCGUUGCCGGGCCGAUCAGUACAGUAAAACUUUCGAUCCAUCUAAAACUGACUAUCAUCCACUCAAAGAUGCUAGUUGGAGUAAGGGCUCAAGUGUUCCUUACUUGGCUCUUGCGAAGACGUUUGAAUUCAUCGAAUCGACUUCUGGGAGGCUCAAAAUAAUUGAGUUGUUGAGCAACUUCUUCCGAUCAGUUGGUGUCCUCUCACCAGCAGAUUUACCAACUUGUGUUUACUUGUGUCUCAAUCAACUGGGGCCUGCCUACGAUGGCGCCGAGCUUGGUGUCGGGGAAACCAUCCUACUUAAAGCUCUCGGAAUGACUACAGGUGUUGGUUUGGACCACCUAAAGUCUUCUCUAAAACGUCAAGGAGAUCUUGGGUCACUCGCAGAGAAUAUCCGUUCUCGCCAAAAGACAAUGUUUACGCCGAAACCAUUGACAGUUUCAGUGGUAUUCAAUAAAUUGAAGGAGAUAUCUCUGAUGACUGGGAAUGCGGCACAGGCAAAAAAGGUCGAACGUAUCACCUCGCUCCUUGUUGCGUGUCGAGAGUGUGAGGCGAAAUACCUCAUACGCAGUUUGUCCGGCAAGCUGCGAAUUGGGCUUGCAGAGCAAAGCGUACUGACUGCACUCGGCCAGGCUGUUGCUUUCACCCCCUUCCACUCGGUUGCCGCUUUGGCAGAUUCGGAGAACUCCACUCUCCUGAACGUCAGUGUUGGAUUACCUGCUGAUGCAUGGAAAAGCAGAUUAGAUGCUUGCGUAGCGAAUGUCAAGAAGGCAUAUUGUCUGUGUCCGAACUACGAAACGCUGGUUGCCGGUCUGUUAGCUGACGGUCCCGAUGGUUUAUACCUGCAUUGCUUCAUUACUCCUGGUGUGCCAGUGAAACCUAUGCUAGCUCACCCUACGCGAGGGGUAACAGACGUUCUCAAGCGCUUCGAUGAGUGUGAUUUCACUUGCGAAUAUAAAUACGAUGGAGAACGAGCCCAGAUUCACGUGCUGAACCCAACCACGAGUCGUGUGUAUUCGCGUAACCAAGAGAAUAAUACCACCAAGUAUCCGGAUAUUGUGAACACUUUGAUGCCCCGCGUGAUUGAAUGCGCAGUCCUUACCGACGCGACAAAGAAGCGCUUGGCGGGCAUAUCCACCAUGAGCACCACCACAUGUGUUGACAGUUGCAUAUUGGAUUCGGAGGUGGUCGCAUGGGAUCGCCAAGCAGGACAUAUUUUACCGUUCCAGAUAUUGUCGACUCGCAAGCGCAAGGAUGUCAUUGAAGCCAGUGUCAAAGUCCAGAUUUGCGUGUACGUAUUCGACCUACUCUAUUUGAAUGGCGUUUCGUUGAUAGAGCAGCCACUUCGUGUGCGUCGUGAAAUUCUCCGCGAAGUGUUUCCGCAAAUUCACGGCGAGUUCAUGUGGGCCACCUCAAUCGAUUCCUCUGAUACAGACGAAAUAGCCGCCUUCCUCGAUGAAUCCGUCAAGGGUAACUGCGAGGGCUUGAUGGUGAAAACCCUGGAUCGCAAUUCGACCUACGAAAUUGCGAAGCGAUCGCACAAUUGGCUGAAGUUGAAGAAAGAUUACUUGGACAGCGUCGGAGACACGCUUGAUCUGGUUGUGAUCGGUGGUUUCCAUGGGACAGGCAAACGCGCAGGCCGAUAUGGUGGAUUUCUCCUCGCUUGCUACGAUUCUAGCAGCGAGGACUAUCAGACCAUUUGUAAAAUUGGUACUGGCAUGAAAGACGAAGACCUCGCCAAUUUUUCGGACUUUUUCAAAAAUCACGUGGUCCCCAACGCCAAGCCAUACUAUCGAUACGACUCUACCCUGGUACCAGACCAUUGGUUCGAACCUGUUCAAGUGUGGGAGGUGAAGGCUGCAGACCUGAGCAUCUCACCUGCGCACAAAGCAGCGGCCGGUCUCGUGAGUUCUUUGCUUUAA